This is a messenger RNA of Wyeomyia smithii (pitcher-plant mosquito), 3219 nucleotides long. Its product is annotated as protein toll-like. The transcript has 3 exons. NCBI's taxonomy places the organism in Eukaryota, Metazoa, Arthropoda, Insecta, Diptera, Culicidae. The record is from RefSeq and is a predicted model, not a curated record. Gene Ontology annotation, molecular function: transmembrane signaling receptor activity; protein binding. Bases 1 to 3219 code for a protein of 1072 amino acids. Gene Ontology annotation, biological process: immune response; toll-like receptor signaling pathway. Gene Ontology annotation, cellular component: membrane.
AUGGGCAUGGGCGCCAACAAAGUGGUGCUAGUUCUAGUAGCGUUACUUACGCACAAUUUAGUAUCGUCCAGCGCGGCUUCAGGGAACGGUGGUGUUAAAAAUGGUAGUGAACCACGGUUCACAUGCCCGGAGCCAACUCCAAACAUCGACUGUAGCUGCAUGUACGUAUAUAAAGACUACGAAAUCCAGUGUCCUGUUUUUAAUCCGAAAAUUACGGUGAACAUUCUGUCGGAAAAAUACGUCCACAUACAGUGCUACGAAAAAUACGAAUUCAGCGGAAUGCCCAUGCUGACCGUGGGUAACACGGAUCAGGUGAAAAUCAGACACUGCCCCUUGCCGCAGCGUCAAUCGAUUCGGCAAUUCAUCAGCUUCCUUGGGGUUGGAAAUAUCAAAGAUUUCUGGUAUCAGAACUUCGACAAAGAUUCAGAAGUUCGUCUGAUUCGGCAACACUUUGAGGGCAUGCAGGAUCUGGAGAAAUUAUAUCUAACUAACGUCAUCGCAGACAUCCAGCCAGAUCUGUUUGCAGACCUACCGAGUCUCAAGUGGUUGAUUCUACGCAGUAAUCUUGUGAAACUAAUGCACAACGUAUUUGAUAACUUGACGAAUCUGAUAAUUCUAGAACUCGGCGGCAAUCAGAUUACAGAGCUAGAACCGGGUCUAUUCAAGAAUCAGCACAAGCUCCGUCACCUGAAUCUGUUUAACAAUAAGUUACGAAACAUUACCAAAGAUUCGUUCCGAGGAGCAGAAGCUCUCGAAGGGCUUGACCUCUCGGUCAAUGCCAUCGAAUCGUUGCAACAGGAUGUGUUCAGUGGACUGCCCAAUCUAAGCGUGCUCAACCUCAGUAUCAAUCGAUUUGUAAUUCUGCCUGAACUGCUCUUAGCCAACAAUCGUAAGCUCGAAGACUUUAAGCUCAACAAUAAUCAAGUACCGUUGCAAACUCUGCCCGAAAAUUUCCUAAGCAAUUUAAUGCAACUGAAAGACGUCAAGCUCCAGGGAUGUAGCUUCACAAAUCUGCCUGCCUCGCUGUUUCGUGGCUCCACCGACAUCACCGAUUUGGAUUUGAGCUACAAUCAGCUCAUCUUACUACCGGAGCUACUGCUACGAGAUCAACUGGAACUUCAAAAUCUGAACCUUGCCUACAACGAAUUGGAAACGCUCCCGGAAAGGCUAUUCGAAAACACGAAAGAACUUUUAACCCUGCAAUUGUCAUUCAACCGGCUCCACAAUCUGUCAGCGACUGUCUUCGCAUCACUGACUAAACUGACCGUUCUGAACCUGGACAACAACCACCUUCACGUUAUCGACCAUUUGACCUUCAGCAGAACACAUGCUCUGGAGAAACUGUACAUGCAGAACAACCAGCUGUCCUUCGGCUCGUCCAGCUACGGCAAAACACCUUUCCAAUAUUUGACGAAGCUCAGCGUUCUAAACCUACGCAACAACAGCAUAACCACAAUCUUCGGUGAUUUGCUCUUAAAUAACCUACAGCUGCGAGAGCUGGAUUUAAGUUACAACAACAUCCCAACUCUCUCAUACCUAGAUCUACAAUUUUUGUCCCAGGAUAUCCGCGUUAAUUUAUCUCACAAUCGAAUCUCCGAAAUAUACUUAAAAGACAUGGAACCCAUCAUAACAGCUCCGGGCCAGAGUGAUAAAUCCAAAAUUCGAGUAGACGUCAACGACAACCCUCUGAACUGCGAUUGCAUCAUUUUAUCCUUCGUACAAUAUCUGCUUAAAAAACUGGACAAAGCCGUAUACAAUAAAGUAACACUCGAAGCCGAUCGGUUGUACUGUGCAGAACCUAAGGAGCAUCGUGGCAGCCUAGUUGAUCAGCUACAAACCAAGGACCUGCUCUGCCCGCUGGAUAAAGUAGGUACAAGAACCGAACACUGCCCUGCGAAGUGCAGCUGCUUCGUCCGGUCGCUCGAUUGGGGAGUUAUCGUCAACUGCACUGGACAGGGUCUGCUGGAGGUUCCACCACUUCCACAAUCCACGUGGGAAGUUGAAUACUUUUUGGAACUGCACAUCGAGGACAACAACAUCACCCAGCUGCCAACCGAAAAUCUCACUGGAUACGCUAAGGUUGCUGAACUAUACGCCCACAACAAUGCAAUUUCACAGCUGGAACCCGAAAAUCUGCCGUCGGGUCUACGUAUCCUGGAUAUUACCAAAAACCGAUUGACUAUGCUGAACCAAACGGUUGUUGAGGUGCUGAAUGCUAGUAAACAGCUAGAGAGUCUGCGUCUUUCCGACAACAAGUGGAGCUGUGAUUGUGCUUCAACACAAUUCUUGAACUUUGUCCAGCAGAAUCACAAGCGUAUUGGAGAUAUCGGUAAGGUGACCUGUGCGGAUGGCAAAGAGUUCGACUCGAUCACCAUUAACGAUCUGUGCCACGGAAAUAUAACCUUGAUCAUCACGAUCAGCGUUGUUUUGUCGAUACUGGGACUUCUGAUUGGAUUGUUUACCGUGCUGUACUUCACCUACCACAUGGAAAUCAAAGUUUGGUUGUUCAUGCACAAUCUGUGCAUGUGCUGGGUAUCGGAAGAAGAACUCGACAAGGAUAAACUGUAUGAUGCGUUUAUUUCGUACUCACAUAAGGAUGAAGAUUUUAUUACGGAACACCUGGUGACCACACUGGAGAAAGAACCAAUGAACUUCAAAACUUGCUGGCAUGUACGCGACUUUAUGCCGGGGGAAUUGAUUCCAACUCAGAUCGCCAAAUCCGUGGAAGAUUCCCGGCGAACAAUCGUGGUAUUUUCGAAGAACUUCCAAGAAUCGGUUUGGGCCCGAAUGGAGUUUCGAACAGCGCACCUUAACGCGAUGGCCGAAAAUCGCGCACGCGUCAUCGUCAUCAUCUACGAUGAUGAGUUAGACAUGGAACACAUGGAUACCGAGUUGAAGGCCUACCUCAAGAUGAACACCUACGUCAAAUGGGGCGAUCCGUGGUUCUGGAAUAAACUCCGCUAUGCCAUGCCACACCCGCCAGCGGUGAAAGGUUUAAAGGGAAAAGGUCUGAUAAUAAACAACAUUAAAAGUUCUAUUGACGACCAACUGGAACUGGUCAAACCCGUCUUGGUUACUCCUCAACAAAAUACAACUCCUCAUGCGGAAAUGAAUGGCAAACGGACUCCUGUAUUUACCAUCUCUAAUGGAGGAUCCUUAAUGAAAGGACUCGAUGGGAACGGACUUGUCAAUACUAAUGCCAAACAAAGUGACGUGUGA